Messenger RNA from Mucor velutinosus, 1011 nucleotides. RefSeq lists its product as uncharacterized. The coding region runs from base 1 to 1011 and encodes 336 amino acids. Lineage: Eukaryota; Fungi; Mucoromycota; Mucoromycetes; Mucorales; Mucoraceae. The transcript has a single exon. The record is from RefSeq and is a predicted model, not a curated record.
AUGCUGGAGCAAGAUGCCUCUGCCUGGCUCGCCUUUAGUUUCUUAUUUGGCUUUAUUUCGCUCGUCUUACUGCUUCAAUCCACUCAUCAUUGGCACAUUUUACCGUUUGCUAUUUAUGCAUUAUUUAUCAUGAUUGGCCAUCUGUACAUAGCCAUUACACCGUAUUUCUCCCAGUCAAAUAUACCAUGGAAAGAUCAAGAGCCCAUCGUCACUCAACUACCAGCUAUCUCUAUACUUGCGUUUGCAGGAAUAGUAGAUUGGCAGGUUGUCUACGUUAGAUUUAUUAAUACAGCCUCUAAAAAUUAUAGAAGAUGGGGAAGCUUGCAUCCAAUGAACAUGAUAGACGAGAAAUCAGAUGAGGAUUCGAUGAGUGACACAUCCACCAUCAUCCUUCAGCUGCCAUCCGAGUAUCAUCACAUAAACUACGUCGAGGUUAUCACAUCCAGCACAUCUACACCAUUCCUGCUCAGUGCGUUUACCAUCUGGAUAUACAUCUCGGCCAUCGCCAUCUAUGGAGUAACAACAUUAGCUUUUGUAGUAUGCAAGACCACUAUUACUGAUGCUCAGAUAUCAGCCCUGAUCUCAGCCAUCUGUAUAACUAUCAUGGCCAGCUUUACAUUGUUCAAUGCCAUCGCAGUCGUGUACACUGGCAGUAAAUGCCACUCGAAGGAGAUUGCAUGGAUCAUGGGUCAGAAUAGACGGGACGCUAUUAUCCUCUUCUUGAUGCCUCUGUUAUUUAUGGUUGCCAUGAUGAGUGCAACAGCUAUUUCUUGGGCCGCUUAUAAACAAACUGAUCCCACAAUAAAGCCAUUCGCCACAAUUCUUGACAGUGGGGUUCAAGAUGUCACAAAAUGGAUCAUUCUCAAGUCAUUUGCAGUCUAUUUACCCCUGAUCAUUUUGCUCAUUUGCUGCUCACUCAAGCGUAAAAAGUCAAAACUAACAGUGGACGAACACCAAAAGAUACUCACACAUCAAUCGGCCACGUUAAUAAAUAAAUCAUGUGUAAACUAA